Messenger RNA from Marmota monax (woodchuck), 3296 nucleotides. RefSeq names its product ZFP2 zinc finger protein (gene Zfp2). NCBI's taxonomy places the organism in Eukaryota, Metazoa, Chordata, Mammalia, Rodentia, Sciuridae. The coding region runs from base 57 to 2006 and encodes 649 amino acids. Gene Ontology annotation, biological process: regulation of transcription by RNA polymerase II; central nervous system development. The record is from RefSeq and is a predicted model, not a curated record. Gene Ontology annotation, molecular function: DNA-binding transcription factor activity, RNA polymerase II-specific; RNA polymerase II cis-regulatory region sequence-specific DNA binding. The transcript is spliced from 5 exons. Gene Ontology annotation, cellular component: nucleus.
UCGGGCGGGGCUGCGUCCAUCGGCUGGCCGCUCAGGCUUGUUCUGCGAGAGGGUGAAUGCAGUGCACCGGCGGCGGGCCUCAGAGGAUCCCGAAGGAGGAGCCCAGAACUGCAGGGGGGAGGCCUCUGCGGCCCGCGGGGCGGAGCCGGCAGCGGCUGGGCUCGGGGAGAGUCCUCUCCUCCACCGGGCCACUGAGCUGCAGGUGCGCCCCCUCAGGAGUACAGUUUCUCAUGAUUUCCUGUCCUUCCCUCAGCUCCACAUUCCCUAGGAAGGACCCCACAGGAAGGAAGAAGGCGAUGGCUGCAGGGCCUCUGCCUUUGGAAGCUCAGUUUCAGGAAUCAGUGACAUUCAAGGAUGUGUCUGUGGAUUUCACUUGGGAGGAGUGGAUGCACCUAGAUUCUGCUCAGAGGAACUUGUAUGGGAAGGUGAUGCUGGAGAACUACAGGAACCUGGUCUCACUGGGGCAUCAGCUUUCCAAACCUCUUGUGAUCUCCCAGCUGGAACAAGAAGAGUUGAAUCUGAAGAACAAAGAACUCCCAGGGUGUGCUUCUCCAGAUUGGGAAAACAAACAGUCAGCUCCAAAACCCAGCAUUACUGAAGAUUUAUCCCAUGGGGUCAUAGUGGAAAGGGAACAUGUCUGGCAUUCAACCUUAGGGGAAACCUGGGAACCUGGAAAUUGGUUAGAGGGGCAACAGGAGAAACAUCUGGGCCAAAUGGCAUUUACCCACGAGGAAACCCUCACAGAGAGAAGGGUAUGUAGAGGGGAUGAAUUUGAAAGAUUUUCCAAUCAGGGUUCAGUCCUUGAUACACCACAAAGCAUUUCCAUGGCAAAAAGAUCCUGUAAUUGGAUUUCACAAGGAAAAGACUCCAAACAAAAUUCUGAAUUAAUGAAAAAUCAAAGAAUGUUUGUAGGAAGGAAAAUCUAUGAAUGUAAUGAAUGCAGGAAAACCUUCAGCCAGAGCUCAUCACUUCUUAAACACCAGAGGAUCCAUACUGGGGAGAAACCAUAUAGAUGCAAUGUAUGUGGCAAGCAUUUUAUUGAACGCUCAUCUCUUACUGUACACCAAAGAAUUCAUACUGGAGAGAAACCUUACAAAUGUAGUGAGUGUGGGAAAGCCUUCAGUCAGAGCAUGAAUCUUACUGUUCAUCAAAGAACUCAUACUGGAGAGAAACCUUAUCAGUGCAAAGAGUGUGGAAAAGCCUUCCGCAAGAAUUCAUCCCUUAUUCAACAUGAAAGAAUUCAUACUGGAGAGAAACCCUAUAAAUGUAAUGAAUGUGGGAAAGCCUUUACACAAAGCAUGAAUCUUACUGUGCAUCAGAGAACUCAUACAGGAGAAAAACCCUAUGAAUGUAAUGAAUGUGGAAAAGCCUUCAGUCAAAGCAUGCAUCUUAUUGUUCAUCAGAGAAGUCACACUGGAGAAAAACCUUAUGAGUGUAGUGAAUGUGGAAAAGCCUUUAGUAAGAGUUCAACUCUUACCCUACAUCAGCGAAAUCACACUGGAGAAAAACCUUACAAAUGUAACAAAUGUGGGAAAUCCUUUAGCCAAAGUACAUACCUUAUAGAACAUCAGAGACUGCACUCUGGAGUAAAACCUUUUGAAUGCAAUCAGUGUGGAAAAGCUUUCAGUAAGAAUUCAUCACUUACUCAACAUCGGAGAAUUCAUACUGGAGAGAAGCCUUAUGAGUGUAUGGUAUGUGGCAAACAUUUCACUGGGCGAUCAUCCCUUACUGUACAUCAGGUUAUUCACACUGGAGAGAAACCUUAUGAAUGCAAUGAAUGUGGAAAAGCCUUCAGCCAGAGUGCAUAUCUUAUUGAGCAUCAACGAAUUCAUACUGGUGAGAAACCCUAUGAAUGUGAUCAGUGUGGGAAAGCUUUCAUUAAGAAUUCAUCCCUUAUAGUACAUCAGAGAACUCAUACAGGAGAGAAACCCUAUCAGUGUACUGAAUGUGGAAAAGCCUUCAGUCGGAGUACAAACCUUACAAGACAUCAAAGAACUCACACCUAAGGACAGUGUUUACUGUCCCCUUCAUCAUGAUUAACUCUUCAGUAAUCAGAUAAAGUCAUGUUGAGGUAGACACCUAAUAAAGGUAACAGUUGUGGGUAAUUUUUAGUUGACAUACAAUCUACCAUGUUGGAUAACAUAGACCACAGCAGAGAAAUCAUAUGGAAGUGAAGAAAUCUGGAUUCAAAAGAUAAAAUGUACUUUUUAACAGAAGGUUUGAGAAAGUAAUGUAUAAACAGUGAACAUUCAUGCUCAAGGUAAGUUCUAUUGUAUCAUACUGCAAAUUCUCCUUGGGACAUCUGAGAAUUCACACUGGAGAGAAAAUGUGUCAGUGCUUAACUGGAUAGCCCAAAGACCUGGUUUGUAGUCCUGACCUGCCGCUAACUUGGACAAGUUACUCACUUUUAGCAGGUCACAAUUUUCUUACCUAGUAAAUGAGAGAUUUUGGAUGUAAAAGGUCUGGGGGAUCCCUAUUAGCUAAAAUGUUAUAAACCAUGAUGCCAGGAAAUCUUUGGCCUUUUACUCUGUUAUGUAUGUUGUCUAGGUGCUUCUUUUCCACAGUAAGGUUUCCUUGGAUGUUUCGAGUCAAAAUUUUCUAACUCUAUCAAUUUCUAAUGCCCUUCCAUGUCCUUCUCUCUUUCCCUGCAUUACUUUCUACCUUAAAAUGUAGGCUGAUUUCUUCCAGAUAAUAGAAUAAUUGUACAAAUCUUAAUGUAAUAGCAUGCUAUUUUGAGUUCUUCAUAGUCUUAAACUGUUGUUAAAUUAGCUGAUUAUUUAGAAAACAACAUAAUUUAAUAUUGUAUUUAAGCACAGAAGAAUCAAAUAAAUACAUAUCUUUAUGUCAUAUUCAGCUAUCAGAAUGAUAGUUGAUACCAGGGAUUGAGCUCAGGGACAUUGACUGAAGGCGUGAACACUAAGAAAUAUGGAAAUUUAGCAUAUUAACACAAUAUUUGCAACUCAAAACAUUCAGAACAAUCAUAGGGAUAUUUUAUAGAUCUGUUAUGAUGAUAGUAGUUUAAUUUCAUUUCUUUCACACAAAUUUGCCAAGUCCUAAAUAUGGGCUAGACAUGAUUAGUCAAAAUGAUUUAAGAUUCAUUCUUUAUUUUUAAAGGAUAAACUAAGAAAGUGGCAGUAUAAUGGGAUAGGAAAAGAAAAGUCAAGCAAUAAUUUAUAAUUUGGCACAAUCUAAAAAAAGCUGUAACUGAUUAGGUAUGGCUAUUUGAAAUAGAAGGAUGACUUAAAUUUCCUAUUUGUGUAGAUUGGGAUUCCAUAAUUAAAACCCCAUAAAUUAUC